AUGGGCUGUUGGCUAUUGCGGCCUUGGCAGCUGCCACACCGCAGCGACUACGGUUUGCGUGGUACUGCUGACAACGCGCAAUGGACGCAGCCAAAGUUCAUCAGCCAUGAAAGUAUCUCGGGCGGGUACUUGAACGACAAGUUUUGCAGUGCUACAGGUGUGUUUGCACCUUGGAAAGCGGAGUUGACCAACUCUGAAGAGCUGACGCAAUUGCUGAACGAAAGGGCCGAGAACGAGCAGCGGAGUCCUCCAGCCAAUGCCCUUUGUGAUACGGAGAAGCUCUGCGCGUGGGCAAAGAACUAUGAUCUCUACACUUCUCAACAGGGAGCGCUGGACUACAAGCACAUCAACGACCGCUACAUCCGAGGAAAGAAGACUGUGGAUGACUGGAUGAACAAGAAGUACCAGACACAGAACCACCCGCAUUGCCGCUACAUGCGCUGUUGGUGCUGGGACUCCCUGGUCCAAAUCAAAGGCAUUGUGCAGCAACGUGGGGUGGCAGCUACGACUACCAUCAUCCUGGAACUCUUGGAGGGCAUGGAUUUGAGCCCUGAGACCCCACUGUUGAUUGUUGAUUUGGUCCCUUCAAGGUUCAAUGAGUGGGGCUUGGCUGCCUGGGACCUUCAGCGCCGCACCCUGACCCAAGAGGACAAGUUCGACCGGCAGCCUGAUGUGCGCUUCUUGGGCCUCUACCACAACGACCAGGCAGCGGAGAUGGGAGCAGCCUGCAGCUACCACAAGACUCAAUCUGAGAAGCUCAAUGCUAGGAUUCCAGACUUGGUGAAGGAUAAGUUUCAAUCGCAAGCUGAUGGCUUGAAGUCUUUGAUGGAUGAGAUUGAAGAGAAAAGGGACAUGGCAUUAGCUGUGAAGCAGUGGUCUUCAGGCAGCGGGCGACCUUCCUCCACCACUGGGCCUGCACCGUCGAAAACGCUGCGAACAUCGGCCUCGCCGGAUUGGGCUGGGGAGGUGCCCAUCAAUUUUCGAAAGAGACUUUCCCUGACUGCGAUCCCAGUUGCUGAACUUGAAUUGCGCCAUUCGUUCCCGGGAUGA
This is a messenger RNA of Durusdinium trenchii, 1050 nucleotides long. The record is from the annotation of a GenBank genome assembly. Lineage: Eukaryota; Dinophyceae; Suessiales; Symbiodiniaceae.